GUCUUGCCCGCCCCCCGCCGGGUCCUUGAAUGCAUCAAUGCCCUAGAAUGCGUCCUCAUAAACCGGUGGGGGCAGCGAUCAGAUGAACUGCAUAUCCCAGAGUCUCUGCGUACAGCUGAAUGUCGGCCAAGUUCCCAAUGCCUACAACAGAACAAAUAAUCGGCAUCUCGUGCACUUGUGUUGGGUGCGGUCCCGGCGGCGGCACCUCCAUGGUAGCCCGAGUCGCAAUCGUCAAUUACCAGGGCCAGGCGGUGUAUGACACUUACGUGCAGCCGACCACCCAGGUCUCUGACUAUCGCACAGGCACUACGGGCAUAGAGCCGGGGCACCUAGAUCCGGCCAAUGGGGCUAAGGCCUUCCUUGAGGUGCAGAAGCAAGCCGCCCACUUCAUUAAAGGCAAAGUCGUCGUCGGCCACUCCCUUUGGCUGGAUCUCUCCGUACUCGGGAUACCGCAUCCCGCGGUUAAUACACGCGAUGUGGCGCUCUACCAACCGUUCAAAAACGCGCUUCGCGGGUCGGCCAACCAGGUGAUUGGUCUGCAAACCCUCAUGUGGCAUCUCAUGCGCCGCCGCGUCCAGGACGGAAAAAUCGAUGCACUCGAGAACGCACGCGCGGUGGUCGACUUGUACCGCUCGCAUGGCACUGAGUGGGAGGGUGCUGUGUCGAAAGGGCAGUGGCCUUGCUCCUUGCCGCCGUCCCAGUUCUCUCGAUGCUUUACGUGAAGAUGUGCAUGCUAAUCUGCCCGGGCCGACGCGAUAUGGUUCUGUCCAAGCCUAUAUUAGAUGAAAGGGACCGAGGAGACAUCUGAACCGCUGAUAGACCGAUGUGUAUAUACUUGCUAUUCUUCACAUAGUCUCCGCUGACUCACCUACGAGUCAUUGGCACUCCUUGAUGUUGACCGCAGUGCUGCUGCGGCUUGGUAGAGUAGUCACUCACCCUAAUCGUACAGAUACUUUUCUUGGAUCUUGAAAUGUAUCAUCGCAACGCAAAUGCUCCUACCCAUAUUGCC
Rhodofomes roseus is the source of this 1009-nucleotide messenger RNA. RefSeq names its product ribonuclease H-like domain-containing protein. The record is from RefSeq and is a predicted model, not a curated record. The transcript is spliced from 5 exons. Lineage: Eukaryota; Fungi; Basidiomycota; Agaricomycetes; Polyporales; Fomitopsidaceae. Gene Ontology annotation, molecular function: nucleic acid binding; exonuclease activity. Gene Ontology annotation, cellular component: nucleus. The coding region runs from base 120 to 722 and encodes 200 amino acids.